GACCCUAGAUCAAAGAGGGGCGUGGUGACGAUCGAAAGAUGCUGAACGUCGAACGUGAACGGCGAUGAUCGUACGUUCAGACGGUAAAAACUCUUUCUAGCUGUCUACACACCAGGAAGGCGAGUGGAAGAUGAACGGCACAACGCACGGAGAGCCCAACAUCUCUGAUCUAGACGUCACACAGGUGAAGCUGCUGGCGGAGCAGUGUAUAGUUGUGGACGAGGAGGACAGAGAGCUGGGGGCUAGGUCCAAGAAGGACUGUCAUCUAAACUCCAACAUCUCCUCUGGUCUCCUCCACAGAGCCUUCAGUGUCUUCCUCUUUGACUCAAACAACAGACUGCUCCUGCAGCAGAGGUCAAAGGAGAAGAUCACAUUUCCAGAGAUGUUUACAAACACAUGCUGCAGCCACCCACUGUUCCGGGAGGAAGAAAGGGGCGGGGCAGAGGGUGUGGUCAGAGCUGCUCGGAGAAAGUUGCAGCAUGAACUAGGCAUCCCUCCAAAGCAGGUGCCUGCGGAGUCCUUCACAUACCUAACCAGGAUCCUCUAUGAGGCCAAGUCAGACGACGUGUGGGGAGAACAUGAAAUUGACUACAUUCUGUUUGUCAAGAGAGACGUGAGUGUGUCGGCCAACCCUAAUGAGGUCAAGAGUCAUCGCUACGUGACAGAGGAGGAGCUGCGGGAGUUGUUGAGAGAGGCAGAGAGGGAGGGGAGUGGGGUAGUGGUGACUCCAUGGUUCAAGGCAAUUGCUGACAACCUCCUCUUCACCUGGUGGAGCCAGUUGGACAGUCUCCAGCAGUUCCAGGACCACCACAACAUUCAUAAGAUGUAACUACAUAUCUAUACACCACUCCAUUGUGUGAUGUUGAUUUUGUGUUCUCCUUUGCCAUGUCUUGGACAAGCAAUUUCUUCAAAAUUUUACUCCGCAAAGGAUCUGCGGCCUCAUAAGUUUGCACAUGUAUGGCUUUAAAAAAGUGUUAUUAUGAUGGUGAGAGAAGUGAUGAUUGUAACAGAGAGAGGAGUCUGUUCAUGAUAGUGGUAUUGAUGUGUGGCUGGGGAAUGGAGGAGUAGUGACUGCACUGGUCCAGUACAGCUCCCAGCUCUGUCUCUAUGCUGGCUGGAGGACUGUGGAGGAGGGAGAGCUGCAGCCAGCCAGGUGCUAGUAGGUUGGCACACAACACCUGAAGAUUGUUGGAGAUGAUAGGUCCAGAGCAGGUGCCUCUGUCACAGGAGAUGCGGCAGUCAACAUACGUACAGUCAGAGUCGCGAUGACACUGCCUCUCUCUGUGGACACAAAACAGAUCGGAGGACGUGUCGAACGAACUCAGGUCCAGAUCAAUGGUCUUUGCUGUG
Geodia barretti is the source of this 1350-nucleotide messenger RNA. The record is from the annotation of a GenBank genome assembly. NCBI's taxonomy places the organism in Eukaryota, Metazoa, Porifera, Demospongiae, Tetractinellida, Geodiidae.